AUGCAGUUGCUAGAAGCGUGGGCGACGGCUCGACUGGAAGCGUUGGGCGUCGAUGGCGUGUUCGCUCCCUAUAUAGUGGGCAUGUUACCUUCGCACGGUGGCGACGACGACAAUCUAGAGGACGCCAAGUUCAACAUCCACCAAGUGCUCAUGGGCUGGCUGGCACCGGAAGACGAGGAACGCGCACAGGAGUUUGUGGACGAGCUGGCCAAGCUGUCGGACAAUCCGGCGCAACUUACGGACGCGGCGAUGGCUCUUGCGGCGCAGAGCAACGGGGACAAGCGCAUUGAAGACGAUAUCAACAAGAUAUUGGCGCAAGACGAGGAACUCAAGGCUUCGGCUCCCACUUUUGUGCCGCGCAAGUUCCUGUCGCCUGUGGUGCCCGAAUUCCACCCGACAAACAGUCCCGAGGGGAGUUUUGACCAGCUACAAGCAGCUUCAUCGCCUCCUGUUGCGCUGAAUCACUUGAACAGUAGUGACGGGUACGAACACGACGAGGUCGAUAGCGAAGAGGAAGAAGACGAUAGUGCUGCGAUGCAGGACGAAGACAGUUUCUUCUGGUCCGUGGCCUACGAGUUGGUGAGCCAUUUGCAACUCAAGUUCCAGGACAUCGACCCCAAUCGACUGUGCGACUUGUUGCGUCUGGUUGGACUGGAUGUAGACAAGGCGCACGCGGUGCUGAAGGCCACGAUCGAGCGGGAAUCCAUCGGACCCGGACAGGUGUGUCGCCACUAUCUACAGGGAGAGUGUCGUCGCGCAGACUGCAUGUUCCUGCACGACACGGACUCGAUCACGUGUCGCUUCUGGCUGCGCGGCACCUGCUUACAAGCGGACCACUGCGUGUUCGCACACGACUUCUCGCGACUACGACAGCGAAGACGAGAUGGACCAGAACAGCGCGCCGCUGGACAUUCAAGCUGA
Molecule: messenger RNA, 921 nt
Organism: Phytophthora nicotianae INRA-310
Lineage: Eukaryota; Oomycota; Peronosporomycetes; Peronosporales; Peronosporaceae
Exons: 5
Coding region: 1-921 (306 amino acids)
Biological process (GO): negative regulation of DNA-templated transcription
Cellular component (GO): nucleus
Molecular function (GO): RNA binding; metal ion binding
Source: RefSeq, a predicted model, not a curated record